AUGGGCACCAAUGCACCAAGAAAUCGGAACGAGCUUUUUGUCAUGCAUCUUCUUGGAUUUAUUUUUCUUUUAACUUAUUGUUCGGCUGAUACUCCAGAGGUUUGUUAUCCGUCAGUUGUUCGGCACCGGAUUGAUUCGAUAUUUCCAACUUCUCGUUUGUUCUGCGUCUCCAAGCAAAAUGAUGAUUUGGAAUAUGGUGACGUGGAAAUUGUGAAUGGCGAAGAGCAAUGGAACGAAUUUUCAAAAUCUAGAUGGCAGCAAGAUGAAUCUGAUUCACAAGAAAAUUUAGAACUCUUACAUUUCGGAAGUUCAAGAGCCGUUCGCCUAUUCAAAUUUCCCGCUGCAAUUUCAGCAUCCGAUUUCUGUACUGGAACUCAAAAUGUGAUAACGAAAAGGAAUAUGACAGUAAAGUGCAAGCCUCUCGCCACCACUGAUAUUUUGUCUCAUUGUUCCGAAAAUGAGUUUCUCAAUGCUCAGGCUCUGUUUGGAAACGGCGAUUUUGUAGAACGAACCGAAAAUGAGACGAUUGCGAUUCCAAGGCUCAGCACCGCCCAAUUUAUAGCUCCAGUUUGGAAUAAUUCAAUGUGUUAUGGAGUUUUGAAAUCUGCAAAUAUUAUAUUCCGAAUGAAUGGGAUAAAAACGAAUUCCGUUGAGAUUGAUGCCCAAUAUGAUAGUCUUCCUGGAAAUGUAGAUAAUAAUUGGUUCGAGCAGACAUUUUCAGUUUAUUGGAUUCCGCUUGUGGUUGCCAGUGAGAUAGAGACAAAUCAGACUGUUGUAGGAUAUAAAGCUGGGGAGCAAACUUAUAGGGUUAAAGGUUCUAUUCCCGUUCCAUUCGCUGUUCCAACACUAGGCAACUGCUAUUCUGGAUCUAUUGCACCAUCUCCUGUGUUCUUCCUUCGAUCGAUGUCUUCUGUGUGCACGAUUUCCACAAUAAAUUGCGAAGAUGCUCGUGCAAAAGCGAGAGCAUUCUACGAACAAGUUUAUCCAUCCGUACUUGUUUCAUCGCCUUCAGAAGAUGCACAUCCAGCUUCCGUUGGGAGAGUUAAUGUUACUUGGGAAGAACUAUCACCUUCCACAAUAUCCUGCCGUUUACCUGUGUCCUCGUUACUUCAAAUCUACUAUUCCAAGCAAGGAUCUACAAAAAACUAUCGAGAGGUUAUAAUUGCAGGAAACUCACAGCUACUUUUAGAUGAUGUUCCGUAUCUUUCUGGCCAAGAAAUUCGUAUGCCAAUCUCAAUUUCAUUCACAGAAGUCACACCACCUCCGAAGAACAUAUUUUCAGCUUUACCUUACGUUGAUAUUCGACUACCUCACGACUUCUUCUAUCCAUUUAUGAGCACUUCAAACUACUCUGCUAGCUUAAACUAUUCACAAUGUAUUUUUAUCAUUUUUAUAAUCUAUAUUCUUAAAUAAAAACUGUUUUUA
Messenger RNA from Caenorhabditis elegans, 1425 nucleotides. It is a transcript of the gene tctn-1, whose product is annotated as Tectonic domain-containing protein. Bases 1 to 1413 code for a protein of 470 amino acids. The record is from RefSeq and is marked reviewed. The transcript is spliced from 6 exons. Lineage: Eukaryota; Metazoa; Nematoda; Chromadorea; Rhabditida; Rhabditidae.